Messenger RNA from Clarias gariepinus (North African catfish), 984 nucleotides. RefSeq names its product trace amine-associated receptor 13c-like. The coding region runs from base 1 to 984 and encodes 327 amino acids. Gene Ontology annotation, cellular component: membrane. NCBI's taxonomy places the organism in Eukaryota, Metazoa, Chordata, Actinopteri, Siluriformes, Clariidae. Gene Ontology annotation, biological process: G protein-coupled receptor signaling pathway. Gene Ontology annotation, molecular function: trace-amine receptor activity. The record is from RefSeq and is a predicted model, not a curated record. The transcript has a single exon.
AUGAACCUGACAGAGUUUAACCAGUCGGAUAGAUGUGAGAAUUUCUCUUGUCCAGAGAGAUCUGUAUCUCCUGCACUUUAUUUCAUACUGUAUGUGUGUUCAGCUGCUGUUGUCCUUCUAACAGUGUGUGGAAAUCUUCUCGUCAUCAUCUCUGUUUUUCACUUCAAGCAGCUUCACACACCGACUAACAUGCUCAUGCUCUCUCUGGCUGCGUCGGAUUUCCUUGGUGGUGCUUUUGUAAUGCCACCAAUGUUAAUCUGGUCAAUUGAGUCAUGCUGGAUUUUGGGGGGAGAUUUUUGCUUUGUUUUUCUGUUAAUUAGCCGGUUCCUUGCAAUCUUCUCUGUUUAUAACAUUGCUCUGAUUGCUGUUGAUCGUUUUUUGGCUCUAUCAAAACCAUUUCUUUACACAAAUGCAAUUUCUGUGAAAAACAUGUGCACUGUUGUUUAUUCUAACUGGUUUGUGUGUAUGGUGUAUAUGGUAGUAUUUUAUUAUUACAGUGGAACAUUUACCUGUUAUGCAAUGUGUCCUGGAGAGUGUUUUCUCUUUUUGAAUAGGUUUUGGGCUGUAGUUGAUCUUGUAAUAACGUUUAUAUUUCCAGUUUUUGUCAUAAUCAUAUUGUAUUUGCAGGUUUUUAUGAUUGCUAAGAAACAUGCCACUGCUAUCAGAGAGCUUAAAAAUCAUACAAGGCCUAAAAUCACUUUACAUUCGAUGAAAUCUGAGAGAAAAGCAGCUAAAGUUCUAGGCAUUUUAGUGUCUGUGUUCCUGGUGUGUUUAUUUCCAUUUUUUAUUUAUAGUUUAUUAGGUGAUCUCAUUGAAAUACAGGAAAAAACUCUUCAUGAGCUUAUAUUUAUGGCUUUUCUUAAUUCCACAAUUAAUCCAUUUAUUUAUGCUUUGUUCUACCCAUGGUUUAGAAGGUGCAUUAAAUUAAUUAUAACUUUGCAAAUAUUCCAAACAAACUCUGCGUUAAUUAAUGUUUUUUCAUGA